Sinocyclocheilus rhinocerous is the source of this 969-nucleotide messenger RNA. RefSeq names its product ferritin, middle subunit-like. The transcript is spliced from 4 exons. Gene Ontology annotation, molecular function: ferric iron binding; ferrous iron binding. Gene Ontology annotation, biological process: iron ion transport; intracellular iron ion homeostasis. Bases 170 to 706 code for a protein of 178 amino acids. The record is from RefSeq and is a predicted model, not a curated record. Gene Ontology annotation, cellular component: cytoplasm. Lineage: Eukaryota; Metazoa; Chordata; Actinopteri; Cypriniformes; Cyprinidae.
AGGUGCAGGUUCUAUCUCACAGCUUCGGGAAGAUCUGAAGAGGUUCUUGCUUCAACAGUGAUUGAACGGAACUUCGAUCUCGCUGGAAUUUCCCUUCGAAAACAUCUUACUUCAUAUUUAUUAUUUUUUACCAACAUUUUGAUAAUAAAACGACAAAAAAUCCGCCGAAAUGGAGACUUCUCAGAUUCGCCAGAACUACGACCGCGACUGCGAGGCUUUGAUCAACAAGAUGAUCAACUUGGAGCUUUACGCUGGAUACACCUACACCUCCAUGGCUCACUACUUCAAACGGGAUGAUGUCGCUCUUGCUGGUUUUGCCAAGUUCUUCAAGAAGAACAGCGAGGAGGAGCGCGAGCAUGCUGAGAAGUUCAUGGAGUUCCAGAACAAGAGGGGGGGACGCAUUGUGCUUCAGGACAUCAAGAAACCUGAGCGCGAUGAGUGGGACAAUGGACUGAUUGCUAUGCAGUGCGCUCUUCAGCUGGAGAAGAACGUCAACCAGGCUCUGCUGGAUCUGCAUAAGGUCGCCUCUGAGAAUGGAGACCCUCAUCUGUGUGACUUCCUGGAGACUCACUACCUGAAUGAGCAGGUUGAGGCCAUCAAGAAGCUUGGUGACCACAUCACCAACCUUUCCAAGAUGGAUGCUGGCAACAACAGGAUGGCGGAGUACCUGUUUGACAAGCACACCCUGGAUGGAGACAGCAGCUAAAUGCAGCCCUCAGAUCAUAUGCAUGUUGCAAAGCCUCCAGCUAUACUGUAUGCAUAAAUAAUCAAGCAAUGUUGUCACGCAGCUCUAAUGCAAGUUUUUAGACUUUGAGAGGCUGAAAGGUUAACAAUUAGAGGCAACAUCAAGAUACUGGCUCUUUUGAUUGGUCAUCUUGUGAUUUUUAGUCAUCAAGCUGAUGCUUUUGUGUUUAAUGUACACUAAUUGGUUUUAACCAAGUGAAUUAGAUGAAUAAACAUUUUUGGCUG